AUGCUCUGUGUGAAAGCGUGUUUUUGUGUCAAGCGCUGCUGCUAGGCUAGCCGGGGCCAGCUAGCAAUUUUUGCAAGUCAUGGUGGGCCAUUCAAUGAGGCAAGGCUGGAGUAUGUUAUACCGGGCAACUGUGUGGAGCUGUUAAUGAAGCCAGAUUUAGUUACUAGUUUUAGGUGGUAGUGGGCUUGUGGGGCAUGAAGACACAGUUCCAAAAUCUUCAUGCGUAUGGCAGGAUGUGGACCUUAUGAAGAACAAAGCUGUGUACCCUACUUGGACUCUCUCAAAGAAGUGGAAACACCAUUUUGGAUCUUAUAAACAUUUAAAGCUGACAGAUUCCUGCUAAAUUACUGAAGCCUAAGACCCUCUCCUUACACCAUCCUCAACUAUUUUUUUAAUUUGAUGUGUUUAUCUCAGUCCUCUGGUAUAAGAGAAGAAGCAUUGCUGGAAGGUAGUUUGCCCCGUUUUUGUUUUUUGUUUUUACUUUCACCUUUUGUUCCUUUGUAAAGAAAUGCUUUACCUGAAAAAGUACUUCACAGAGGGCCUGAUUCAGUUCACCAUCCUUUUGAGUCUCAUUGGGGUGCGGGUGGACGUUGACACCUACCUGAGCAAUCAGCUGCCCCCGCUGAGAGAGAUCAUCCUGGGCCCCAGCUCAGCCUACACCCAGACACAGUUUCACAAUCUGCGCAACACGCUGGACGGCUAUGGCAUCCAUCCAAAGAGUGUGGACCUCGAUCAUUUCUUUACCACUCGCCGGUUGCUGAACCAGGUGCGCCAGCUGGAUCGCCUGUCUGUGCCCAGUACUGAGCUUAACACCUGGCUGGUGCACCGGGACCCUGAGACUGUGGUGUCUGCCGCCAGCCAGUCCAGCCCCAGCAUCACCCUGGACAAUGGGGCCGGCCUAGAGGACGUUAACAACCCUGACGCUACCCCGGCCAUGAGGGGAGGAGGUGGAGCGCCUGAAUCCACCUACAACCUGAAUGCAGCGGACAGUAGCCUGGGAGCCGUGGCCCCAGAGGGCAACCAGGAGCAGGGCAACAGGGCUGGCAAUGAUGACCUCACCAAAGAGGACAUUGAUUUGAUUGACAUCCUGUGGCGACAGGACAUCGACCUUGGUGCAGGAAGAGAGGUGUUCAACUACAGCAACCGUCAGAAGGAGAGUGAGGAGGAGAAGCCCAGCCCACAGGAGAACAAGGAGACGACUGACACACAGGAGAGCUGGAGAAAUGGAGUAAACUUACAGGGGGCUCAGCCAGUGGAUGGGGAGACGGGCGAGAGCAUUCCUGAGCAGCUCCCAGGCCUUGGCUCACAGACUUCACUAUCUUUGCAAGAAUGCCUGAGGCUGUUGGAGGCCACCUUCCCUUUUGGAGAGGAAUCUGAGUUUCCAGCCCCAGUUGUCACCCCAGAGAUAGGGGUCUCCAAUGAAGAAGCUCCUUCUACAUCUCAGGGUCUUCCUCUGGCACCGCCACUGCCCCAGGCAGAGCCACCAUUGGACUUGGAGCAGCAGUGGCAAGACAUCAUGGCCAUAAUGGAGCUACAAGCAAUGGAGGUGAACAACACCUCACUCAACACCAACUCCAGCAGUGUCAGUGGCACAAGUGGCACAGCUGAAUCAAACACCAUGGGAAGCUUUGGACUUUCUUCUCGCUCAACACUGAUAAACCAGGAUGUCAGCCUUCACCAGGCCUCCCUCCCCAGCUGCAGCCAAGACUUCCCCCCUAUUUUCAAUCACCAGUUGGAUUCUUCUAGCAGCACCCCAAGGCCCACCAUGCUCAGACUCUCCUCCAGCAACUCCUCCAACAUGAACUCCACAUUCGGAGCCACCAACCUGACCGGACUCUUUCUCCCACCACUCAUGAACAGCUCCAACACCAACAUUACAUCCACACCUAUACUGCCUGAUCCCUUCAGCACCUUGCUGGAAGAGUCCAUGCUCGAUGAGAUCAGCUUGCUGGACCUUGCGAUGGAGGAGGGCUUCAGCCAGGCCCAGGCCUCCCAACUGGAGGAUGAGCUCGAUUCAGACUCGGGUCUCUCCCUGGACUCCAGCCACAGCCCGGCCUCCCCAAGCAGCUCCGAGACCUCAUGCUCCUCUGCCGCCUCUUCCUCCUCCACCUCUGCCACCUUCUCAGAGGAAGGAGCUGUGGGGUACAGCACUGAUUCUGAGGCAGCCACCGUGGAGACAGAGGAAGGUGCCGUCGGAGGCUACCAGCCUGGGUACAGCAAGCUCUGCCGCAUGAGCUAUCAGGACCCCUCCCAGUUCCACAGCCUCCCGCAGCUUGACAACAUCAGCCACAAUCACACUUACAAUCUGCCGCUCUCGUCUGCGUUCUCUGAGCAUCCGGAGCUCCCCAUUUCAGCUGGCAAGAAAACUGUCCGUGACAAACAGAACUCUAAGCUUCAGCCUCCUCAGGACUUGCUUGAAAAGCAGUCAAGUCGUGAUGAACGCCGAGCCCGGGCCAUGAAAAUCCCCUUCUCCAAUGAUAAGAUCAUUAACCUGCCUGUUGAAGAGUUCAACGAGCUCCUAGCCAAACACCACCUGAGCGAAGCGCAGCUAGCCCUCAUCCGUGACAUCCGCAGACGUGGCAAGAACAAGAUGGCAGCCCAGAACUGCCGCAAGCGCAAGCUGGACACCAUCUUAAACCUGGAGCAGGGCGUCCACGACCUGAGACGUGACAAGGCCCGCCUACUGAAGGAGAAGAUGGAGUUCAUUCGCUCAAUCCGGCAGAUGAAGCAGAAAAUGCAAAGUCUCUAUCAAGAGGUGUUCACUCAGCUACGGGAUGAGGAGGGCAGGCCCUACCCUCCAAGUGAGUACUCACUCCAAUACAGCGCGGAUGGCAGUGUGCUGAUCAUGCCCCGCAGCAUGACGACUGCUGAGCAGAAUCGAAAGCCUGAGAAGAAACAAAAAGACAAAAAGAAGUGAGGGGGCAAACUGCUGUUAAUUCUUUCACCUUGCUAAAUCAAUAAGAAAGAUUUCUGCAGAUGCAAGAGAGAUGUCCUUUUUUUCCUUUGAGAAGAUACUGGUGAGAAGAAAAACGGCAUUGUUGACUACUCUUCCUGCAUUAGGUUUUUUCCCUUUUCAUUUUGUUCCUGCGUUUUUUUCCUGGAAACAACUUUGAAGCAGAAGUAGCUCUUCAUUUGAGUACUGAUAUUUCAUUAUUUUGACGGGGAAAAAGGAAUAAACAAGGAAAAGAAGGGUAUGAAAGGACUUAAUAUGAGCUGUUAGGAAAAAAAAAUGACCUGCUCUAGAUCCUUUUGCACCAAACCACUGAGGAAGGAGAUUUGUCGUUAUGUCAAAUUAAAUGAAGGAACUAGUAUCAAGAGAAGUGGGAGUUAAAAAAAAAAAAAAAAAGAAAAAAGAAGGAACUGGCAACAAGGAUGGUUGGAAUACCUAUGCAUUGGAGGUAAAGUUUUAAGACUGUCACAUCACAUCCCACCCUGGAGACUUUUAGUGAUUUUUAUAGUCACCGAGGCUUGUAAGUUCCAAAAUGUUCAGGCAGAGAAUGGCGUCUAAUGGUUUUGUGAGUUAAGAUACCAAAGGCUAAAGGAAGUCCCAUCUUUAGAAUGCCAUUAACACCUAUACUAACCAAAGGUUGUAUGGUGCACUUCACUCGAUCCCUAGACAGUAACCUAAAUGCCCCAACACGUACUCAAAAGCAAUGGGUUUGUACUGCAAAUUCCAGUUUUUGGCUCCAAUUUGUCAGUGACCUCCAGAUUUAGAGGGCCCUAAAGAGAUUGGGUUUGACAUGUAGAAACUAGGAUGCUGGAACAAGGAAGAGGGAGAGGCUGAGCUGAGAGUGUGUUCCUGGGCUGGCCACUGCUAAGAGGCAUGAGGUGGUGUGGUUCUGCAGGAGGAGCAGAUGGACGUUUUAGGGAGGAGGCACACUGCAUUGGAAAAUGUAUCCGCUUCCUUACACUUAUACAUAGCACUGUAAUUUGUCCUUCAAAGGCUUGGCUAUAUGCAUUUUGCUGUGUCUCUCUUGCUAUUCCUUCGCUGCAGGUUUUAAUAUGGGAGCUGCAAUUGGGAAGGCUCUUACAAAAUGUUCAUAAUCUGUAGUAUAAGCAAGGUUAGGUCUAGCUACAUCGGCUUUAUGUAAAAGUCUACAACCCCUUUGUUGAUUUGAACACUUUGUGCCGAACCUGUAAUCACGUUUUCUGAAUGCGGCCGGUCAGAGGAAUCCAACAUACUGACAGCGAUGGGCUAGCACCUCCAGAGUGUACUGUAUGAUUACCACCGACUCCAGACUGUCACAGUCCAGAGCUAUGGAUUAUCUGUUUUUCUCUUGGAUGCAGAGUUUUAAGCAUUAACUUAAAACCGGCUCAGUUGUGGCAGUGGUGAUAGCCCAUCUGAACAGGCUAACUUGUUUGCCAAUGUUGUCAUCCUAUCGAUAGCCAGUUGAGGCAACUGAAGAAAUAUUAAUUUUUUUAACUGCUGUAAAGCCGAGCUGUUGGCUGAAAUAUUUUAAGUCCUAAGUUUUGUGUUGAUAACAAAGUGAGCCAAGUAAUUAAAUGAGUAAUUUGAAUGAGUGAACUGACAAACAGCAGAAUGUGUGUAGUGGACACUUUGUUUUGAAUGCCUUUAUUACACAAUCUCAUAUCUUCACUUAAAAGGUUUUGAGAACCAGAGAAAAUUGUUCUCAAAGUAGAAGUGCUAUUACUUGUCUUUUUGAAUGAAGUCUGUCUGUACAUGUAUGUCACCCCAUUGAAAAAAAAUAAAAUUAGGUCAAUUGUUGCAGCUCAAAUAACUGUUAGGCUAGAAAUAAAUAUUUACAAGAAAGAGGCUGAAAAGAAUCUGCAACAUUAUGAGUGUCCAAAAAAAAUUACAUUUUCAAAUGAGGUACUGUUUCAUGUCCUUUUAAUUUGACAUGGUAUUCAGGCAUGAAUCACCACUCGGUUAACUUUCAUUUCAGUGCAACACCAACUAUUGAGUUAAUACCAGGUACCACUACUUAGUGCACUGUUUUUGUCUGUCUUGUUUGUUAUGUAAAUAUUUUCAUGUUUGUGUUGGUCACUAUUUUUCUGUAGUCUGUCAAAUGUCUCCAUAACCUUCUGACCCUAUGCUUUAAGUUUGGAUGUAGUUUUCUUUGUUUUACUUUGAAAUAUUUUGCUGGCAAUCUGGAAUUGUUUUUAUUGAUUAAUAAAGUGUUUUUAUUUUCACCUGUGA
This is a messenger RNA of Myripristis murdjan (pinecone soldierfish), 5158 nucleotides long. RefSeq names its product nfe2 like bZIP transcription factor 1b (gene nfe2l1b). Gene Ontology annotation, biological process: regulation of transcription by RNA polymerase II. Gene Ontology annotation, molecular function: DNA-binding transcription factor activity, RNA polymerase II-specific; RNA polymerase II cis-regulatory region sequence-specific DNA binding. Gene Ontology annotation, cellular component: nucleus. The coding region runs from base 509 to 2917 and encodes 802 amino acids. NCBI's taxonomy places the organism in Eukaryota, Metazoa, Chordata, Actinopteri, Holocentriformes, Holocentridae. The transcript has 6 exons. The record is from RefSeq and is a predicted model, not a curated record.